AACGUUCAAACGCGAAUUAGUGCAUGCGAAUGGUAGGCUUGAUCCAAGCCGCAGUAUCGAACUAGGUGUUGUAUCCGGUCAGCGGCAUUCUUCGAACUCGGCAACACACAAAAUUGAUAAACUAGAAAAGACACCGCAGCAGCUCGCGUGAGCCGGAUAGAGUUUUAAGCUAGGGAAACACGCAUUUUCUGCAACUAAAAUGGCAAAAUCGGCCCUUUUUCUGUGCUGCUUCGUUGCCGCACUUACUGGAGCAUAUGUGCAAGCGGCUAUCGAUAUGGAAAUAGAAAACAGGGCCGUCGAUCGUACGAUUGAUUUGGCGUCACAAUUGGUGAAAAUUUCCUACAAAAUAACGCUGGAGCACAAAUCGAAACAGCCCAUUGGUACCUACCUCUUCCUAGUGCCCGAGAGUGAUCGCGAAAGGUUGUCCUUUAUUUCGGCGAAGGAUUCUUCAAAGAAGGAGCUGAAGCUCACGGAAACCACCACCCCGAAAGGUGUGACGUUCAGCAUGACCCUGCCGGCCGGUGCAUCGAACCCGGUCGUGUACAUCGAAACCGUGUUCACGAAAUCUCUCAAGCCGUUCCCAUCGUCAAUCGCCCAAAGCGAACGUCAACUUGUGCAGUACUUUGGCAACGUUUACUUCUACUCGCCGUACCCAACAGUGACACAGAAAACGACGGUACAUCUGAGCUCCCGCAAUGUGGAAAGUUACACCCAGUUUAAACCUAGCGCCCAAUCGGACAGCACAAUUACGUACGGACCGUACGAUAACGUGGCAGCAUUCUCUAACGAGGCGAUGACGAUUCACUUCGAAAAUUUCACUCCAUUCCUCACCGUGACUCGGCUGGAGCGAACGAUUGAGGUAUCGCACUGGGGAAACAUUGCCGUGGAAGAGACGAUCGACAUCGUACAUUCGGGUGCCACUCUAAAGGGUGCGUUUUCGCGCUACGAUUACCAAAAGGAUGCCCGUUCGAAUCAGCCCAGCGUGAAAUCCUACAAAACGCUUCUGCCAGCUUCGGCUACCGGUGUUUACUACCGUGACACGAAUGGCAACAUUUCCACCUCGGCUCUGCGCACACUGAAGGAUGCGGUCGAGCUGGAUCUACGCCCACGGUUCCCUCUAUUCGGUGGGUGGCGCACACACUACACACUCGGUUACAAUGUGCCAAGCUUCGAGUAUCUAUUCCAGAAUGGAGACAAUUUCUUGCUGAAGAUGCGUGUCAUCGAUCACAUCUUUGACGAUAUGGUGAUCGACGAAGUCGUGACGAAGAUCAUACUUCCCGAGGGAGCUAACAACAUCAAGCUGAUCGCUCCGUACUCCAUUCAGCGGCAUGCGGAUUCCUUGCACUACACAUACCUGGACACCUUCGGACGUCCGGUGAUUUCUUUCAGCAAGCGAAAUCUAGUUGAAAAUCACAUUAACGAUUUUAACUUAAAGUAUAACUUUUCGCGCGUUAUGAUGCUGCAGGAACCGUUGCUAGUGGUGGGCUUCCUUUACGUGCUGUUCGUAUUCGUAAUCGUUUGGAUGCGAUUGGACUUUUCCAUUAUCAAGGAGAAGGAACCACAUCAGCACAAGGAUUAGAGAGAUGGAGACGAAGAAACACACCACUAUCCUUCCUCUUCUUUGUUUUUUUUUCUCACACAUUCUCGAUGCACUUCAGACUGCACAUGAAAGCUGUCCCGGGUCGUUUGUGUUACAAUGUUUAAUUUACUCUUUCUUCAAAAGAAAAACUCCCUCAACGAUAGCCCGUUGUGGAGCAGUAAAAACAAUUCACGUGUUUCAACGUUGGAUCUUAGCACCUGGUAGCAUUGAUUAGCACUCGACUUAGUUUCGUUGCAGUGAAACUAAUCUAUCAAUCGGCGUAAGUCCCAAUUGCGUUCCAUUUAGGAGGUGCAUCAUUUCAAGCUUUCUGAACAAAGUAGACGAAUAAAAAUAAAGUGAACCAUAUUUACAUUCA
Molecule: messenger RNA, 1955 nt
Organism: Anopheles funestus (African malaria mosquito)
Lineage: Eukaryota; Metazoa; Arthropoda; Insecta; Diptera; Culicidae
Product: dolichyl-diphosphooligosaccharide--protein glycosyltransferase subunit 1
Exons: 2
Coding region: 200-1579 (459 amino acids)
Cellular component (GO): oligosaccharyltransferase complex; membrane
Source: RefSeq, a predicted model, not a curated record